UGCGCACACAAUCGUGUCCCGUCCGCGUUUUCUCUCCCUCCUUCCCUCUACGUUAGUGUCUUCCUCUCGCUCCCCUCCCUCUCGGCUUGGGGGAGAAGAGACAGGACCAAGGUUGAGAGUUCUGUGGAGGAAGCACAAUUCAAAGACGAGCACGGCGUUCUACCUUUCGCUUGCUACCCUCUUGUUUCCUUCCUAUCAUCCUCUGCUGCCAUGCUGGUUUAGGUGAAUCUUGUCAGAGAAAGGGCUCUUCUCUUCGUCGUUUCUCUUUCUCUCUUAUUGCUAGAUCCGUAGGUGAAGAGGAAGGCAGUCCUGCGCCACCCGGGUAGCUUUUGCAAUUUGAGCUUUGUGCAUUCCGCUUGCUUUGCUCCGGAGAUCAAGCGAGGAAGCAGAGAAGAGAAGAUGGACAGGCUAUCUUCGACGGCCAUUCUUCCCGAGGCGUUCCAGGGGGCGAGGGACGACAUCACGGAGCAGCUGGGGGUCGUAUGGCAGCAGAUCAAGGCGCCGGUGAUCGUCCCCCCGCUGCGGCUCUCCGUUCUCCUCUGCCUGGCCAUGUCCGUCAUGCUCUUCGUCGAGAAAGUGUACAUGGCCGUCGUCAUCGUCCUCGUCAAGCUUUUCCGCCGCCGGCCCGAGACGCGCUACAAGUGGGAGCCGAUGGGGGACGACGCCGAGCUUGGCAAUGCCGCCUACCCCAUGGUCCUCGUUCAAAUCCCCAUGUACAACGAAAAGGAGGUGUACCAGCUCUCCAUUGGAGCUGCGUGCGGGCUCUCAUGGCCAUCAGACCGUAUCAUAAUCCAAGUGCUCGACGAUUCCACAGAUCCCGCGAUCAAGAUAGAGUGCCGCAGGUGGGCGAGCAAAGGGGUGAACAUCAAGUACGAGAUCAGGGACAACAGGAACGGCUACAAGGCCGGAGCGCUCAAGGAGGGGAUGAAGCACAACUACGUCAAGCAGUGCGACUACGUUGCCGUCUUCGACGCCGACUUCCAGCCGGAACCCGACUUCCUGUGGCGCACCAUCCCCUUCCUCGUCCACAACCCCCAGAUUGGCCUCGUCCAGGGCCGCUGGAAGUUCGUGAAUUCGAAUGAAUGUUUGAUGACAAGGAUGCAGGAGAUGUCCUUGGAUUACCAUUUCACUGUGGAGCAAGAAGUGGGAUCCUCCACCUAUGCCUUCUUCGGGUUCAAUGGGACUGCUGGGGUUUGGAGGAUCGCAGCUCUCAAUGAAGCUGGAGGCUGGAAGGACAGGACCACAGUCGAGGACAUGGAUUUGGCUGUUCGAGCAAGCCUCAAGGGAUGGAAAUUCAUAUUCCUUGGAGACCUCAAGGUUAAAAGUGAACUACCAAGUACUCUCAAGGCCUACCGCUAUCAGCAACAUCGAUGGUCCUGCGGUCCAGCGAACUUGUUCAGGAAAAUGGCCAUGGAUAUCGCUAGGAACAAGAAUGUAACUCUCUGGACGAAAGUUCAUGUGAUCUACAGCUUCUUCUUCGUUCGUAAGAUUGUAGCUCACAUCGUGACCUUCGUAUUCUACUGCGUGGUGAUCCCUGCGACUGUCUUGGUCCCUGAGGUGGAAGUGCCCAACUGGGGUUUAGUCUAUAUUCCUUCCACCAUCACACUUCUGAAUGCUGUCGGAACACCGAGGUCUCUUCACUUGCUGGUGUUCUGGAUCCUUUUCGAGAACGUCAUGUCCUUGCACAGAGCAAAAGCAACCUUGAUUGGCCUCUUGGAAGCAGGGAGAGUGAAUGAAUGGGUGGUCACUGAGAAGCUAGGGGAUGUCAUGAAGACAAAAGUGGCUGCCAAGGCAGCGAGGAAGCCAAGAAUUAGAAUUGGCGAUAGGCUGCAUCUACUGGAGCUCUUCACAGGAGCCUAUCUCUUCUUCUGUGGCUGCUACGACCUGUCUUUCGGGAAGAACCAUUACUACCUCUACCUCUUCCUCCAAGCAAUCACCUUCUUCGUCGUCGGCUUUGGUUAUGUUGGCACCUUUGUUCCACAAACUUAGUAGCAGUUUUUUGCUUGGAUACAUUGUGGCGGUGCUGAAUCUUUUGGCUGGAUCGCGUGCAUAAAGCUUAAGCAGGGCAGUGAGGGAAAGAAGCAUUUCAUUGUUGAUCGACUAGGGAGACAGAAAGAUGCCUGAUAGGAUCCUUGUGUGAAUACCCAAGUUGAGUGUUAUGGUUUACAGAAACCUAAUAGAUAGUAGGGCAGGUUGAGUCUCCUCCCCACCCAACCAGCUGUUACUGCAGGAGGGGGUGGAUUUAGUUUGAAGAUGAAUGUGCGGAAGCAAACAUCUUUAGAUGAAUUAUGGUUAUUGAAUUUGCCCAACACUCUCU
Molecule: messenger RNA, 2317 nt
Organism: Musa acuminata subsp. malaccensis (wild Malaysian banana)
Lineage: Eukaryota; Viridiplantae; Streptophyta; Magnoliopsida; Zingiberales; Musaceae
Product: glucomannan 4-beta-mannosyltransferase 9
Cellular component (GO): Golgi apparatus
Molecular function (GO): mannan synthase activity
Source: RefSeq, a predicted model, not a curated record